This is a messenger RNA of Emys orbicularis (European pond turtle), 3658 nucleotides long. It is a transcript of the gene INPP5K, whose product is annotated as inositol polyphosphate-5-phosphatase K. Bases 12 to 1418 code for a protein of 468 amino acids. Gene Ontology annotation, molecular function: inositol bisphosphate phosphatase activity; phosphatidylinositol-4,5-bisphosphate 5-phosphatase activity; phosphatidylinositol-3,4,5-trisphosphate 5-phosphatase activity. The record is from RefSeq and is a predicted model, not a curated record. Gene Ontology annotation, cellular component: plasma membrane; endoplasmic reticulum; ruffle. NCBI's taxonomy places the organism in Eukaryota, Metazoa, Chordata, Testudines, Emydidae. The transcript has 12 exons. Gene Ontology annotation, biological process: negative regulation of peptidyl-serine phosphorylation; phosphatidylinositol dephosphorylation; negative regulation of phosphatidylinositol 3-kinase/protein kinase B signal transduction.
GAAGGGCGAGGAUGGAACCCAGGGGCCUGGCCCAGCCUAUUGAUUUAGAGAUCAUGAAGAAUCUCAGACUACACUUGGUAACCUGGAAUGUGGGCACAGCUUCUCCUCCUCCUGAUGUCACUAGCUUACUUCAGCUCAGUUCACAGGGACCGAGUAUGGAUAUGUAUGUUAUUGGUUUACAGGAGGUGAACUCCAAGAUCAUAAAUUUCCUUUCUGACUUGGCAUUUGAUGAUCCGUGGAGCAUUUUCUUCAUGACCGUAUUCUCUCCUUUGGGUUAUAUCAAGCUCUCAUCUGUUCGAAUGCAGGGACUCCUUCUGCUGGUCUUUGUGAAGCAUGCUCAUAUCCCCUUCAUACGGGACAUUCACACUCACUACACGCGCACAGGCCUUUAUGGAUAUUGGGGGAACAAAGGAGGAGUCACCAUUCGCAUGUCCCUCUAUGGUCAUAUGAUCUGCUUCAUGAAUUGCCAUUUGCCUGCUCACAUUGAGAAUGCUGAGCAACGACUGGAUGACUUUGAGAAAAUUCUGGAAAUGCAGCAGUUUGAAGAUGAGAAUGUGCCAAAUAUUCUAGAUCAUGACAUUCUUUUCUGGUUUGGAGAUCUAAACUUCCGGAUAGCAGAUUAUGGAAUACAUUUUGUCCGAGAGUCAAUAAGCAAUAGCCGAUACAAUCUACUAUGGGAAAAGGAUCAGUUAAAUAUGGCAAAGAAGAAGGAAGCUUUUCUCCAGGAAUUUAUAGAGGGUCCCUUGCAGUUUAAACCCACUUACAAGUUCGACCUUCACUCUGAUGUGUAUGACACGAGUGGGAAGAAACGGAAGCCAGCAUGGACAGAUCGAAUUCUUUGGAGGGUGAAGAAUCUCUCCCAGCAUCCAUCAGAGGAUGGAGAUUUGUCUGAAGGAGAGCAGACAAUCUCUGUGACCCUGAAUAACUAUAUCAGUCACAUGAGCUAUGGCAUCAGUGAUCACAAACCUGUUACAGGAACCUUUGGGCUUCAGAUAAAGUCCCUUUUUUCCACUCCAUUGGUCACUCUGAAUCCUGAGGGUGAGUGGAAUGCUGCACAGGAUGUUCUAAUCAGCUAUUCCACGGUAUCUGAAUUUCCAAGCAGUACCUGGGACUGGAUUGGGCUCUACCAGGUGGCAUUCAGGCAUGUGAAUGACUAUGUGACCUAUGCCUGGGUAAAAGAUGAUGAAAUUUGGUCCAGUGAAGAUGUUACUCAAGUUUACAUCAGUGCUGAUGAGAUCCCCCAUGCAGGAGGAGAGUUUCUCCUUUGUUAUUAUAGCCAUAAUAUGCAGUCUAUAGCUGGUAUGAGCCAGCCCUUCCAGAUUCAGCCAAGCAGGAGAUCAGAAGAGAAGGAACUGGCACAGGAAAACAUCAAUGGCAUAGAGAAACCUCACAGUCCCGAGCCAUAUAAUGAGUUUUGAAGUCAGAACUUAGUGAUAUUGAUUCAGGUGUCAGAGAUGCUUACCUUCCCUGUGUCUUAGCAAUUAUAGACCUUCCUCUGUAGGAAAUGGAGUCAGGCAGUGCAAAGGGUCCCACAGGUAGGGCUGUUCAGAUCAUAGACUUUAAAAGCUUUAUAGAAAGUAAUUUCUUGUGGAAAUGACUCUUUCUAUUGUCGCCAUAGGAGGUAACUCUCUAGUGGUCCUGCAUGGAACCAGGGCUCUAAUGACAGCUCCUGAUCAGUGCUGGCCAACAUGAGAUCAUAGUGGAAAUCUCUAUUCCAGUGAUUUAAUCUGUAGUUGCAUUCUGCAGCAGCUUCCAGGUCUGCUGCUUUCCUGCUUUUUGUAGGAGAUAUUUUAGUAACCAUGCAGUUGACUGAUUUUUUUGUUUAUUGUUUUUUUUUUUUUAGUGUUUCAGAAUUUAAGUGAAAUUAUUUUAAAAACAAAGUUUUAUUUAUUAGAUAUACAAUUAUUGAGUUUAUUUUAAAGUAUUUUUGAAAUUUGAUGAAUAAAUGUUAGCAAAUGAUAUCUUUGGAAGCAACCAACUAUGGGGCAACAGAAGUAAUAUGAAAACAACAUAUUUGGGUCACAUGGAUUUUCCUUUGACUUUUGACCCCUUUUACUUUCUGCCCCACAUUUAAAUAAUAAUCUUUCUGAAUAAUUUUCCUGUUCGAAAUGUUAAAGACAAGCACAUAUCCAGCAAACCAAACUUUUACUUGAUUUCUGAUGCCUCUUUCAUUGGUAAUGAAAAUCAUAGAGGAAUUUGCCUAUUACCCCCAUGGACAAGAAAGACCUUUUUGUACUAGCCGGCAACUUGGAGUCAAUCCAGUAUCAUGUGGUUUCAGAAAUAAAUUGUUUUUAAAUGCUGUUGCUUAACAACAUUAAAAUAGUUCUCAAAUUGUGGUCCAUGGAGCACUUAUUGGCAGAGCUGACUGGUCACAUGAUGCUAACUCCUCCUUUCCAGCUGUUAAAUUAUAUUAAAAGAAGCUAAAAAAAUAGAUGGUUUGUUAUCUUAUUGCAAUUAAUUUGCUGGGGAGGAAGGGGUGUGAAAGUUAUAUGAAACUUUUGGGGGCCAUUCAUAAAUCUCCAUAGACCCUUAGAUUGCAGAGCCAGUAAAGGGUACUUGUUGUGACUCCUUGCUGCCAUUCUCUGCUUUCUACAGGAGGUACACAACUUCAGCAACAUACAAACUUGUGAUAAGUAAUUGAUGUUAGUUAUCUCUCAGUGUAUUGUAAAUAAUGGCAAUAGUGAAAAUACAAAACUCAGAUCAGGAAAAGGAGCUGUAGAACCAAAAGAUAUUGGUGUAUAUAUUUUUGGAGAAUAGGUGGGGGAAACAGGAUGGAUUCCUUCCUGCUCAUAGUCUUGAAGCCUUGGCUAGCUAUCUUAGGGCUUGUCUACGCUACCACUUUUGUUGGUAUAAUUUAUUUAAAUUUAUAUAAAACACACCCCUGAAUUACAUAAGUUACAAUGACAGACAUGCUGGUGUGGGCAGUGCUAUGUUGGCAGGAGAGCUUCUCCCACCAACAUAGCUACCGCCGCUCGUGGAGGUGGCUUUAUUAUGUUGACGAGAGAGCUCUCUCCCGUUGGCAUAGAGUGGCUACAUGAGCGAUCUUACAGUGGCGCAGUUGCAUCGGUACAGCUGUGCCGCUGUAAGCUCGCUAGUGUAGACAUGGCCUUUGGAGUUAGAAAGUGAAUUCCCUGGUAAUUGAAUCUGUCUUAAGGUGCUGUAGUUAUGGCUGGUGUAUAAGAUGUUCUGGGUGAAGAAAGCCUUAGCUUUAAGCUUUGGAAAUAGCAGCAUGUAGAAUGCUCUGGUUAGCUUGUCAGAGCUUUUUGGAUUAAAGACCACCUAGUUUUUGAGGUUUCUAGUUCCCAUAUAGUCAGAUUUAUGUUGUCAGGUGUCUGAACUUAAUGCUUUGGCACUGGGAACUGUUCACUUGCCAACAGCAAGUGUGGGGGCAGAAGAUACUGUGUACCAGCACGAGAAUUAAUACAGCUCUUAAGUAUAAAACAUGAAAAAUGUAAUAAUGUUGAUCGUCUGCUAUAAAAUGAGAUUACGUUGUAUUGUCCUAUUUGUACCAUUGUUGUGUAAAAUUUGCUUUACACUAAAGAUAACUUUUUCAAAGUUUUCGUUUUCAAUAGAAAUAUACUAAAUGCCCCUACUGCAUCACGAAACUAACUGUAGUUUUUAAGCUCUUUUUUUCUGAAUUUGAAAUUGAUUGUAUAAA